CUCACGCCGACGGUUGGGCGGGCCGCCCUCGCCGCGCGCCCAACAGUGGCAUGGACUGGCGCCCCGACGCCGACGGGCUUACAGCAGCUUACUCACUCUCUCGUCCGUCGUCCUCCAUCCCCAGGCAAGUUGUCGCGGGCAGCCAUGCCAGAUCCAACGUCAAGCCCCAGCGACAACAAGCCCUUGCCGCCAGGCAUGGUCCUCGGGCCCGACGGCAAGCCGUGCAAGAUCUGCACCGCGUUCCGCAACUGGACGCCAGCCGACAAGCCAAAGCGGGCGCAGAACGGCAAGCAGCCCGCUCCUGGCAUCGCCGCGACCAUGGCCGCCAUGGCAGCGGGCAGCAGUGCCGUCGCCCGCCAGCCCGACCCGGACACCCGCCCAGAGUACUGCCCGCCGGACGUGGAACAGCUGGGCCGCGCGACCUGGACGUUCCUCCAUACCACCGCCGCGUACUACCCGGAGAAGCCCACGUCCAACCAGCGCGUGAAUAUGCUCACGCUGCUCCGCUCGCUCCCUGUGUUGUACCCGUGCUCGCAUUGCGCGUCGCAUCUGGACACGAACAUCAAGGAAAACCCGCCGGAUGUCAGUGGGAGGGUCGCGUUGAGCAGAUGGCUUUGCGAGAGGCACAAUGACGUGAAUUCGAGGCUGGGCAAGCUGAGGUUUGACUGCUCGAUAGAGAAAACAGACGAGCGGUGGAAGAAUGGGCCUAGCGAUGGUAGCUGCGAUUGACGGGCGUGAAAAGUACAAUGCUAUGGACGGUAGUUGGAUACUGUUCCGUCUUUCCGGUCGGACGCUUCACGACAGUAACGCAGCAACACCUCGUUUCCCUUGGCUCGCUACCUCACUCACAACACCACAAGGUUCAUGAGGUUCCAAGGUUCCUCUCAGCGGCGAUUUAGAGCGUGCCGGUGCAGGGUAAACCUCACCACGGCCGCGCAUACUCACGUCAGAAGCUGGUUGGAGUUAGAG
This is a messenger RNA of Rhodofomes roseus, 969 nucleotides long. Its product is annotated as ERV/ALR sulfhydryl oxidase domain-containing protein. The record is from RefSeq and is a predicted model, not a curated record. The transcript has 4 exons. Gene Ontology annotation, cellular component: mitochondrion. NCBI's taxonomy places the organism in Eukaryota, Fungi, Basidiomycota, Agaricomycetes, Polyporales, Fomitopsidaceae. The coding region runs from base 145 to 729 and encodes 194 amino acids. Gene Ontology annotation, molecular function: flavin-dependent sulfhydryl oxidase activity; flavin adenine dinucleotide binding.